Messenger RNA from Candidozyma duobushaemuli, 1725 nucleotides. RefSeq lists its product as uncharacterized. The transcript has a single exon. The record is from RefSeq and is a predicted model, not a curated record. Bases 1 to 1725 code for a protein of 574 amino acids. Lineage: Eukaryota; Fungi; Ascomycota; Pichiomycetes; Serinales; Metschnikowiaceae.
AUGAUGAUGUACGAGGGUGACCUGAGAAGAUGUCGUCGUUGCAAGAGGAAGAGAAUGGACGAUGAGCCUCCCGAAGUUCAGCAAUACAAGACCUGUGCCAAAUGUAGAAUUAUCGAGCGCACCAAAAAGAAGCUGAGAAAGCCUUUGGCUGAGGAAACUAUGAGAUAUGGUAUGCGCCAGUUCCAAGAACAAAACCAGAAUGCCAACUUCAUUCAUGACGAUGUUUUUACCGCCGAUCAACUUUUGUCAGAUAUUCAGGCUAAUAGGGAUGCUGGUUUGGUGAACCCUUCGAAGCAGCUGUACAACGCCCAGUUCUCCGUUUAUAAGCAGCCAAAUUCCGCCGGCCAGGGUUACAGUCAACAGCAGUAUGGCCAACAAGGGCUCAAUCAGGGCAUGGGCGCAGCCUCCCCAAGCUAUAACUAUGCACAGAAUUACUCCUACAACGGGGGUCAGCUGGGCAUGAGUCCGGGCUACCCUGGCGCUUCUGUUGGUCUGUCAGCUUACCAGCUGCCGCUGAUGGGUAACGCGUCACCCUACAUCAACAAUCCGGUGGCUAUCGCCAACGCCGCUACUGGUGGUGUCUUAUCAUCCGUGGGCCCAAAUGCAUCUGGAAUGUCCAACAAUGGGAGGAACCUACAACAGCUUGGGGCAACCUCUACGGCAACAGCGGCUCAAAUCGCAGCUGCAGCCAUCAAUCGCCCUGAUGCACAGAUCGGUCAACCUGGGUUCAAACUGCAGCAGCAGUACUACAGGCACUACCAACAGAAGCAAGGAGACCGAAGCAGAAUAGCCGCACCCACGUCUUGCGAACUAUGUUCUUCCCCAUUGGACUUGGAGGAUAGCGUAAGCACUGUCUACCGAUUGUGUAACGACUGUUACUCCAACCCAUACAGCCGCCCUCACGUCUACAGUGACUUCAAUGACUUUCUUCUAGCGAUGAGUAAUGACAGUGCAGAGGGUUCGUUCACAUACAUAUCUGAACUAGCCUCUUACUUGGUCGAGUCACUUAAUUCAAACAAGCCAAUCACUUCCGAGCAACAGUUCCGAAAAACCAUGUUGGACAGUUUCCGCCUGAUUUAUUUGGAUCCACUAUUCGCUUCCUUGUCACCUGCAAAGCUCACGCAAACAAGCAAUAACAUCUCGGAGUUAAACAACACUGUUCCCAUCGUGUCAAAGGUAAGUCAACAAAACCACUACUUAUUAACGCCUCCCCUCAAGCAGACAUUUGCCACGGCUGACAGCAGCACUAGCGUAGAGCUUUUGUUUGUCACCGAGACCAAUUUAAUCAUCAUCAAAAAGAUAGCGAAGAAGGCACAAAGUGAAUUCAGCGAAAACUUCCUCAAAAGCCUCGACCACAAAAUGCGCAGCAGAGGUUUGUCAUUUGAAGAUGACGCCUCCAAGGUGUACUCUGACCUUGGACUCACUGUUGACGCAGACCAGUUUGCCAAAAAUUUCAAGUCUUUCGAGAAACUGAUCAAUCAACUUCGUGGCACCGGAUCAGUUAAGGAAACCACACCUUCUCAGAAUGGCGUCAACGACAAGAAGGCCAGCGAAAGUGAUCAAAGCGAUAGAGAAGCCAACGAGAGUGACCAAGCGCAAGAUUCAGAGUCCGCUGACUUGGGCAAAGACCACCUCGAUGAUGGUGCAAAGAGUGAAGCGAAUGGGCAGGAGGAGCUGGCCGACAACGCCGACCCCAAGGAGGUUGAUCCAGCGUUUGGAGCCUGA